Haliotis rubra (blacklip abalone) is the source of this 2022-nucleotide messenger RNA. RefSeq names its product extensin-like. The record is from RefSeq and is a predicted model, not a curated record. The coding region runs from base 1 to 2022 and encodes 673 amino acids. NCBI's taxonomy places the organism in Eukaryota, Metazoa, Mollusca, Gastropoda, Lepetellida, Haliotidae. The transcript has 7 exons.
AUGCCCUCCAACAGCUACCCACAACAUCCCUCCCACGUCUCAGUGCCCCUACAACAACAUCCCUCCCAGUGUCUCAGUGCCCCUCCCACAACAUCCCUCCCACAGCGUCUCAGUGCCCCUCCCACAUCCCUCCCACAACAUCCCUUCCACAACGUCACAGUUUUGUGCAAUGGCCUCCAACAGCUACCCACAACAUCCCUCCCACGUCUCAGUGCCCCUACAACAACAUCCCUCCCAGUGUCUCAGUGCCCCUACCACAACAUCCCUCCCACAGUGUCUCAGUGCCCCUACAACAACAUCCCUCCCACAGUGUCUCAGUGCCCCUACAACAACAUCCCUCCCACAACGUCACAGUUUUGUACAAUGCCCUCCAACAGCUACCCACAACAUCCCUCCCACGUCUCAUGUGUGCCCUACAACAACAUCCCUCCCACAGUGUGCCCCUACCACAACAUCCCUCCAACAGUGUACAACAUCCCUCCCACAGUGUCUCAGUGCCCCCUACAACAACAUCCUUCCCCACAGUGUCUCAGUGCCCCUCUCUCCCACAACGCCUCCCAGUGCACCUCCCACAACAUCCCUCCCACAGUGUCUCAGUGCCCUCCCACAACAUCCUUCCCACAGCCCCUCCCACACAACAUCCCCUCCCACAGUGUCUCAGUGCCCCUCCCACAACAUCCUUCUCCAACAGUGUCUCAGUGCCCCCUCCCACAGUGUCUCAGUGCCCACAGUGUCAGUGCUCCCACAACAUCCCUCCCCACAGUGUCUCAGUGCCCUCCCACAUCCUUCCCAGUGUCUCAGUGCCCCUCCCACAACAUCCCUCCCAGUGUCUCCCUCAACACAACAUCCCUCCCACAGUGUCUCAUGUCUCAGUGCCCCUCCCACAACAUCCUCUCCCAGUGUCUCAGUGUCUCAGUGCCCUCCCACAACAUCCUCCCACAGUCUCAGUCUCAGUGCCCCUCCCACAACAUCCCUCCCACAGUGUCUCAGUGUGCUCCCCCAACAUCCCUCCCACAGUGUCUCAGUGCCCUCCCACAACAUCCUCUCACAGCUGUCUCAGUGCCCCUCCCACAACAUCCCUCCCAGUGUGUCCUCAGUGCUCCUCCCACAACAUCCUCCCACAGCGUCUCUCCCUCCCACAGUGCUCCCUCCCACAACAUCCCUCCCACAUGUCUCAGUGCCCCUCCCACAACAUCCCUCUCCUCAGUGCCCUCCCACAACAUCCCUCCCACAGCGUCUCAGUGCCCCUCCCACAACAUCCCUCCCACAGUGUCUCAGUGCCCCUCCCACAACAUCCCUCCCACAGCAUCCUCAGUGCCCCCUCCCACAACAUCCCUCUCACAGCGUCUCAGUGCCCUCCCACAACAUCCUCCCACAGUGUCUCAGUGCCCCUCCCACAACAUCCCUCCUCACAGCGUCUCAGUGCCCCUCCCACAACAUCCCUCCCACAUGUCUCAGUGCCCCUCCCACAACAUCCCUCCCACAGCAUCCCUCCCACAGUGCCUCAGUGCCCUCUCACAACAGUUUCAGUGCCCUCCCACAGCUCUCAGUGCCCCUCCCACAACAUCCCUCUCACAGUGUCUCAGUGCCCCUCCCACAGUGUCUCAGUGCCCCUCCCACAACAUCCCUCCCACACAGCGUCUCAUGUCUCAGUGCCCCUCCCACAACAUCCCUCCCACAGCGUCUCAGUGCCUCCCACAGCAUCCCUCCAGCGCCUGCCCCACAACAUCCCCCACAGCGCCUCAGUGCCCCUCCCACAACAUCCCUCUCACAGUGUCUCAGUGCCCUCCCACAGUGUCUCAGUGCCCCUCCCACAACAUCCCUCCUCUCACAGUGCCCCUCAGUGCCCUCCCACAGUGUCUCAUGUCUCAGUGCCCCUCCCACAACAUCCCUCCCACAGUGUCAUCCCUCUCACAGCGUUUCAGUGCCCCUCCCACAACAUCCCUCACAGAGUCUCAGUGCCCCUCCCACAACAUCCCUCCCACAGCGUCUUGUUAUCUGUCAGCUUUGCUGCAGACCUAA